This is a messenger RNA of Chironomus riparius, 2086 nucleotides long. The record is from the annotation of a GenBank genome assembly. Lineage: Eukaryota; Metazoa; Arthropoda; Insecta; Diptera; Chironomidae.
GUUCGCAAUUAGAAUUCAAAAAGGAAAGACGUGAAUCAAAAUUUUAAAUAUUUAUUGAAGUUGACUUAAUUUAAUCGAAAAUUAAGAAUGAAAAGUAUAACUGAAGUCGAGAAAAGUGCAAAUAGAAAAGCUCCUGAAUUUCCAAUAAAUGUGAAAAAUGUUUUUCCAAAGCACAGACAGCAAGUGUUGAAUGAAAAUGGAUGGGGAUUUCGUGAUUGCUAUUUUACUUUUGAUAAGGAUUGCCUUGUUUUUAAAGGUGAACGUUAUGAAAUGUGCAACAAGCCUUUGAAAAAUGCACGGACUUCAAUCUUGGAGCUUUUAAAUGCAGAUAUCACAAACUAUAAGCCAAUUAAAAAUCCUGAACACAAUGAGUGCGAUUAUCCUCCAAAAGUUGAAAAUAAAGUGUUUUGUGAAGAAUUGAAAAUAUUAAAAAUUGAAUAUUCUUUAAAUUUUGACGAUCGGUUCCUUCGCUGUAGAGGACAAGCACUUAAAGAUUUCUACAUUUUGAGAUAUGGAAGAUUUAAAAGAGUUCCUGAUAUUGUCGUCUUUCCAAAGUCUCAUGAAGAUGUUGUGACUGUUGUCGAAUUAGCUAACAAAUAUUGUGCAGUUUUGGUUCCAUACGGUGGAGGUACGAAUACAACAAUGAGUUUAAAUUACCUCAAAGAUGAUAACAGUAGGUUCUUUAUUUCACUUGAUACAACUCAAAUGAACCGAAUUUUGUGGUUUGAUAAAACAAGUAUGUUAGCAUGUAUGGAAGCAGGUAUUGCGGGACAAGAUCUAGAAGAUGCUCUUCAAAAACAUGGAUUAACACUUGGACAUGAUCCAGAUUCGAUUGAGUUAUCUACGUUAGGUGGAUGGGUUGCAACGAGAUCAGCAGGAAUGAAGCAACGAAAGUAUGGCAACAUUGAAGACAUGGUUAAGAAGAUAACGCUUGUAACUAGUGUUGGUGUGCUGGAGAAGAACUUUUUGGUUCCACGUGCUAGUAUCGGACCAGACUUUGACUUUAUCGCAUUAGGAUCAGAAGGCACUCUUGGUGUCAUUACAAAAGCUGUUGUUAAAGUUAAUCCUAAGCCUGCAUGCAAAAGAUAUGGCAGUAUGGUGUUUCCAAACUUUGAAAUGGGUGUUAACUUUAUGUAUGAAGUAAGCAAACUUACUGUGAAGCCAACCUCACUUAGACUUGUUGACAACAUUCAUUUUCGUCUUGGAUUUGCUUUUCAACAUAAUCGAAAUUUUAUUGGAAAGGCUGUGGAUUUUAUAAAGCUUUAUGGAAGUCAAAUUCUUUAUAGAUUGGAUUUUAAAAAAUUGUCAAUGACAACUUACUUAAUUGAAGGAGAAAAGGAUGAAGUCGAUGAAAUAGAAUCACAAAUGAAGAGUUGUGGAUCAAUGCACGGAGGAAUUUUUGGUGGUUCUAAAUAUGCAGAACGAGCUUUUCAAUUAACAAUGACAAAUUGCUAUUUACGAGACUUAUUUUUCGAUUUGGGCUUUCUCUUUGAUUCCAUUGAGCCAUCGAUUGUUUGGGAAAAAUGUUGGCCAAUGAUAAAAGCAAUUGAGAAAGCAUGGAAAGAUGAAAUGGACAAGCGAAAGCUUUUAAAUGCUCUUGCAUUCAGAAUAUCGCAAGUAUACGACAAUGGAGCUUGUGUCUAUUUCUAUUAUGGCAUUGGACCUACAACAGAUCGAGAUCAAUUUGAAGUUUUCGACGAAUUAACAGACGUUUUGCGAGUUGUGAUAUUAAAUCAUGGUGGCUGCUUGUCUCAUCAUCACGGGAUCGGAAAAAAAAGCUUGAAAUAUUAUCCACAAGCUGUCUCAAGCGUAGGAAUAAAUGUUUUUAAUUCCAUAAAGAAAGAGCUCGAUCCACAGAAUAUUUUUGAUGUUGGGAAUUUCACAAUAGAUCAGAACAAGUCCAAAAUAUGAAGGAAUCUAAAAAAAUGUAAAUUGUGUUUACUACAAUAGAUGAUAAAUCAAGCACGUGGCUCUUGUAUCUUUCCUAAUACUUUAUAUAUUAACUUAGGUCAUGGAUAAAAUGGAUAAAAUAUAAACGAGAUUUCAAAAAUAUUUUCUUAAUACUUAUCCGGUGUAUCUGAGAUGC